AUGUCGUCGCGUGUUGGUCUUCGCUUCUUCCACAAUUCCAGAGCGGCUUUCCGCAAUGCGACCGCCUCCUUUCGCAGACCUGGCUUCCAGGGCCGUCGUUUUCAGACCACCGAUGCCGGCGCCGCGGAGCAGCAGCAGCAGAGCACGUUCCAGCGGUUAUGGAACAGCCCUGUUGGCAUCAAGACGGUGCAUUUCUGGGCUCCCGUUAUGAAGUGGGCGCUCGUUCUCGCCGGUAUCUCCGACUUCCAACGUCCCGCAGAGAAGCUCUCUCUGACUCAGAACGUCGCUCUGAUGGCCACGGGCGCCAUCUGGACCCGAUGGUGCUUCAUCAUCAAGCCUCGUAAUCUGCUGCUCGCGGCCGUCAACUUCUUCCUCGGCUGCGUGGGUGUCGUUCAGGUGACUCGAAUCUUCCUGUACAGACGCAGCCUCAAGGGGUCGACGAAAGAAGGCGCCGAAGAUGUCGCUCAUGACGCGUCGACUGUGAAGUCUUCCUCUUAA
This is a messenger RNA of Rasamsonia emersonii CBS 393.64, 498 nucleotides long. Its product is annotated as UPF0041 domain protein. The coding region runs from base 1 to 498 and encodes 165 amino acids. The transcript has 4 exons. Gene Ontology annotation, cellular component: mitochondrial inner membrane. Lineage: Eukaryota; Fungi; Ascomycota; Eurotiomycetes; Eurotiales; Trichocomaceae. The record is from RefSeq and is a predicted model, not a curated record. Gene Ontology annotation, molecular function: pyruvate transmembrane transporter activity. Gene Ontology annotation, biological process: pyruvate import into mitochondria.